GGUGGUGGUGGGUGAGGGGGGGGGGGGUUCCCCUCAGGCGCCGCCGCCAUCUUCGCCCCUGGACGGAGAUGCGGCGGGGCCGGCCCGCGGUGCCGCUGCUGCUGCUCCUCCUGCUGCUGCUGCUGCUCGAGGGGCCCCGGCCCGGGGGGGCGGCCACGAAGGACCCCGACGAGGAGUGCCAGCAGCAGCCGCCCCAGGCCCGGAGAGCCACGUCCUGGAUCGUGGGGGGCCACGAGGCCCCGGAGGGCGCGUGGCCGUGGGUCGUGAGCCUGCAGGUCCUGCGAGGGGGCGUCCGCUUCAUCCACCUCUGCGGGGGGGUCCUGCUGAGCCGCAGGGCCGUGCUGACCGCCGGGCACUGCGUCGAGGGCAGGAGGAACCCGUGUUUCUGGAGAGCCGUCCUGGGCCUGCACAACCUGCACCGGCACGGCCCCCACACGGCCAAGAGGAGGAUCAGGAGGAUCCUGGUGCACUCGGAGUUCAAGAGCGAGACCUUUGAGAACGACGUGGCGCUGUUCGAGCUGAGCUCGGCCGUGCAGUCCAGCCUGCACAUCCAGCCCAUCUGCCUGCCCCCGGCGCCGCUGCAGCCCCAGCUGGAGAACAGCACAGACUGCUACGUCAGCGGCUGGGGCCGCACUGCUGAGAAGGGUAAAAUCUCCCCUGUGCUGAAGGAAGCCCGGGUGGAAAUCCUCCCUCCCAGCCUGUGCAACAGCUCUGAGGGCUACGCGGGGCUCAUGGACGACAGGGUGCUCUGUGCCGGCGCCUGGGCCGGGGGCACCGACACCUGCCAGGGCGACAGCGGGGGCCCCUUGGUGUGUUACCACCCCGACAGGUACUACCUGAUCGGCAUCGCCAGCUUCGGCGUCGGCUGCGGCCGCCCCAAAUACCCCGGGAUCUACGUCCGGCUGUCCCAGUACAGGGCAUGGAUCAAAUCAAAGCUUAAGCUGACCAGCAGGACUCCAAAACCCACGAGCACCACGCUCACCCUCCUCCUGACCGUGGCACACACGCUGCUCACACAGACCUUCUAGAGGGGCAAACCAUCGCGGAGCUCAGCCCCGCCCGGGCAAGCUUGGGAGAACCAGCUCCCUCCUGACUCCCAAUAAAUCCAAGAGCCAAAGGACGUGCACUGACUUUUUAGAGAGUUGUCUUUGCAAUUGUAUUUUUUUUUUUUUUUGGUUUCCUGCCUCUGAGAUCCACACUGACUGCACAGGAAACGGUAACAGCCUCGGCCCUGCUGAUGAAAAUCGAAUAUAGGGGUGUUAUCAGCUGGCAACACUUUCCUCCCGCCCUAUUUCGGCGCCUUUCCAGCCACCAGAAGGUUAAACAUGCUCGGUGAUGCCACCAGGGCUUGUGGAUGGCAGAUGCUCCCUCUGCUGGGUAAGCACAGCAGAGCACACAAAGGUUUUAAUUAACCACCUAAUCAACCAAA
Empidonax traillii (willow flycatcher) is the source of this 1429-nucleotide messenger RNA. RefSeq names its product transmembrane serine protease 12 (gene TMPRSS12). Gene Ontology annotation, molecular function: serine-type endopeptidase activity. The transcript is spliced from 5 exons. The record is from RefSeq and is a predicted model, not a curated record. Bases 69 to 1028 code for a protein of 319 amino acids. Gene Ontology annotation, biological process: proteolysis. NCBI's taxonomy places the organism in Eukaryota, Metazoa, Chordata, Aves, Passeriformes, Tyrannidae.